Molecule: messenger RNA, 3764 nt
Organism: Dromiciops gliroides (monito del monte)
Lineage: Eukaryota; Metazoa; Chordata; Mammalia; Microbiotheria; Microbiotheriidae
Gene: KNSTRN
Product: kinetochore localized astrin (SPAG5) binding protein
Exons: 9
Coding region: 1564-2355 (263 amino acids)
Biological process (GO): spindle organization; regulation of attachment of spindle microtubules to kinetochore; mitotic sister chromatid segregation
Cellular component (GO): microtubule plus-end; kinetochore; centriolar satellite
Source: RefSeq, a predicted model, not a curated record
AACUGAAAACUACCUAACAAUGCCACCACAUCUUUAUACAAGAUAUUAUUUAUGUAGUAUAUUUGUUACUAAUUAUUUAAUGAGAUGACUGGUAUGCAUAUGGAUUCUGGACUAUCUUUCAAUCUGACCAUUCACCUCCUUAUUUUUCUACCCUUUCCCAAUCUUAAGAAAUUGGACUUUAUGCCAAAAUUCUAGAUGGUUUUUGGCAACCAAGAAAUGUAAUUAAUAAUGAUUAACAACACAUGAUCCUAGAUAUAGGGUUGGAAUGGAUUUUAUAAGCCAUCCAAUCUUAAGACCAUAGAACGUAAGCUGGAAGAGAUGUCAAAGGUCAUAUAGUCCAAGUCCUUCCUUUUUACAGAUGAGAAAACUGAGGUCCAGAGAGGUUAAGUUAUGAUUUUGAUCAAGGAACAUAUAGGUAGCAAGCAGCAAAUCCUCAAAGGCAGGGAUUGUAUAAGGUUAAUAAGUAACAGAAUAAGGAUUUGAACUUGGGUCACAUGACUCCAAGUUUAGGACUCUUUCCAUUGUACCACUUUUAUAUAAUUUUAGCAUAGUUCUUGACCUUUUGGGGGGUCAUGGACAUAUUGGGCAGAGUGAUGAAACCUAUGGACCCUUUCUCAGAAUAAUGUUUUAAAAUAAUUGAAGAAAAUACUUAAUUUCAGUUAGAGGUUAGUAAAAAUACAGAUGUAUUUUUCCCCAUCUAAGUUCAUGAAGUUGAUCAAAUCUAUCCCUGGACCCCUUGGAGGAUCUGUGGAACCCAAGUUAAAAACCCUUGCUUGAAGGUUACCAAGUCAUUCCAGAUUGGACAUACCUAGGUAGAUCUGAUUCUUUAUUAAAUAAGAUACUUUAUUAAACCCACUUUGGCAUAGUGGAUAGAACAUCGGACUUGGGAGUUGGGAAGUCUUAGCUUCAAAUCUUACCCUUAGACACUUACUAGUUAGUUGUGUGUCCCUGGGAAAAUCAACUAAUAACCUCUCACUGCCUCGGUUUUCUCAUCUGUAAAAUGAGGGGCUUGGACUGGGUCUUUGAUGUCUCUUCCAAAUCUAAAUCUAUGACCCUAUAAUAUUGAAAAUUAUUACAACCACAUAGUUUCUUUUUCUUUUCUUUUUUUUUUUUUUGGUUAGGCAAUGAGGGUUAAGUGACUUGCCCAGGGUCCCACAGCUAGUGUCAAGUGUCUGGACUGGCAUUUGAACUCAGGUCCUCCUGAAUCCAGGGCCGGUGCUUUAUCCACUGCGCCAUCUAGCUGCCCCCAACCACAUGGUUUCCAAAAGGGACCAUGCCCGCAGCCCAAGGCCUUCUCCAGCUCGAAAUCUACGACGCUAUUGUCCCUUCCAACUUGAAAUCCCUACAGUCUCAUCCCCAGCCUUUCCCAAACCUCACGCCACGUUCUUGAGAACUCGGCGGCCGUACAACAUGACGGCGCCCGGAAUUCUCGGGUUUCCUCCGUACACUAUGGCUGCCGCCUGGACUCAGAGUUCGCCCCGCCCCCUUCCACCGGAAGUUUCUGUUUGAAAUAACUGAGGCGCGUGCAGCCGGCGGUUUCUGUGACUUGAGUCUAGAGUGGUGAUGGAGAGUGGGUCCAGACUAGGAGCGGGGGACCCGGCCUCGGUGGCUGAGCGUCCAGGGGUGCAGCCCGGCCCCAUUUCGAGAACCAGCACUGCCCGGCCUGCGUUCGCCUGCUCGGCCCCCUCGGCGGCGUUGGGGGGCGGUCAGCCCGUGGAGACGCAUUCUCGGGCUACUUUUAAGAGUCAGAUACCCCAGAGGUCCAAAGAAAUAGAACUCCACAAGGCUCCCAACUCAACAGGCCCAGAGGAUGAAUUGUACAAAACCACCAAGCAGAGGCAGAUGAAGACUAUGGAUCCUGCUGUUAAGAAGAACAUUAAAAAGAGCUACAAACCAUUAAAUCGACAGAAAGCUGAGGAAGAGCUCAAAGAGAAGAACCAGCUGUUAGAAGCAGUUAACAGGCAGUUGCACCAGAAGCUGACUGAAAGCCAGGGAGAGCUGAAGGUACUGACUCAAAAGGUGGAGUUGCUGGAGAAAUCUCAGGAUACCUACUUGGCAAUUUUGGAGAGUGGCAAUAUUGACCCAGUUACAGGCAAACAGAUCCUGGAAAACCAGCAAGAAAAAAUGAAAUGUCAAAUGGAGUCUGUGUUGCUCUUGGAAAGUCUGAAAGAUGAACUGAAGCUUUUUAACCAGACAGCUACAAAGCAGAUGGAGGAGUUACAGGCAUUGAAAGUGAAAUUGAAGAUGGAAGAAGAGGAAAGAUCUCAUUUCCUAGAAAAACGAGCAGCAUUUAACAACAAAAGAGAUGAUCUCACAGCUGCUCUUGAGCAAAUGGAACAAUUACUAGCACUUUGAAAAGAAAGGGGGUUCAUUCCUUUAGAUAAGGUUAAACUAUAAGAACAUUCUCUUAAGUUUUCCUAGGACAGGACUUCCCCUUACUCUCCCAACUAAAAUAUCCUCAGAAACAAAGUUGGAAUAAUCUAGGUUUGUACUGAGGGGCAUUCCUGCCUUAUAAGCAUAUUUUGAUCAACCAGCCAGAUAUGUGAAUCAUCUUUUGUUGGACAGCCUUAAGAUCCAACAAGGAAAGCUGGACCCUUGGGCUGCCUUGCUGUAGUUACUAAAUGGCAGUUCAGCUGGAGGGUAGAACCAGAAAUUGAAAAGAGUGAACAGAAGAACCAAGAUUGAUCUGUCUCAGUUUGGGGGUUGGAAAUUUGAAAUGUUUUCAGUUUGUAGAAUGGACUAAAAGGAAAGAGAUGUUGAAUCCAUGCUGUCGUAAUCUGAUCUGAUACCUAUUUUUUUGGUUAGACCCGUUUCCUGGUUGGGAUUUAAGCAUAUCUUAAGGCUUGAGCUCUUGUCUUAUGCUGCUGCUUUUUUGCUCCCAACUAAAUCUCUGAACUUGAAGUAGGUCAGCAUAGAUGUCCCUAAACAAGGAGAGAAGGUGUACAGUUGGAUGAUUAACAUCUUCUUGAAAUAACUGAAUAGAACAGUGGACUUGGGAUGAAUUCAUGACUGUGAUCAUUUUGGUCCAAACCACCUGAUGUUUGUUCUUUUUUAUUUUCUUAAGCUAAAUUACUUAUGUAAAUAAAUAUUUUUGGACUAGAAUAUCAUGGAAAAGGAUUUGUUAGACGCUAAAUGUAUACUAAGCACUGUGCUACAUACUGCCUAGUGUUCACAUUCUACUUGAGAGAAACUCUAUAUAAUAGAGAGUUCGGGGCUGAUGGAAAGGACCUUAGAGUUCAGUGGCAGGCCAGAUGGUAAGGCUUGGUGGUCUUCGACCUUGCCAGAAGGAUUGUACAUCAAAGUGGUGUAGCAGCCUGGAGAGUUAGAAGGGUUCAAGAAGGGAUAUCCUUGCAGGACCUGAGCAAGAGAGAGGGUAGGUCAAGUACUCCACCCUCCAGCUCCAGAUUGGUGCACUCUGGGUGGGGACUUAGGGUUGAGUUGGGAUGCUUGGGGAGAAGGUCCUUUGUAAAGUGUGUCUCUAACAUUAAGGAAUAAAACCUAACUUGUGCCUCCCCACAGAGUCGACCUUAAUAUUCUCUGGCUGUUUUUCCCUGAUCCAUGAGUAGACUAUUAAUCUAACCAAGAAUUAUUUCCAGUCUUCAUCAUAAGCCUCUGUGACCAGCUCAGUAGCAGGUGGUAUUUCCCUCUGUAAAGAAUUAAUUGUUAUUUGAGGUUUUUAUGCCUCGGUGCACAUUGGCCUGGGGCUCUGCAAACCACACAGUGCUCCAGCCACUGGUUAUAGCCGUUGCCAGGGCUCUGGCACC